This is a messenger RNA of Aspergillus glaucus CBS 516.65, 1732 nucleotides long. RefSeq lists its product as uncharacterized. NCBI's taxonomy places the organism in Eukaryota, Fungi, Ascomycota, Eurotiomycetes, Eurotiales, Aspergillaceae. The transcript is spliced from 2 exons. The coding region runs from base 16 to 1338 and encodes 440 amino acids. The record is from RefSeq and is a predicted model, not a curated record.
CCCCAACGAAACACUAUGCAGCCAAACCACUAUGACCUGCUGGGUCAGGUGCGUAAUGAGCCCAGGAGGAUGACGCGAGAGGACUAUCAGCCGCUGCACGAGAAUGCGCUUCAGUCACAUUCCCCGUCCGGUGCGGCGCCCUCGAGAACAGAAGAUUCCUGGAUCGAGGUCGCAUCCCAACUCUCCUCCUCAUCCCUAUCUUCCGCCAAUGACGACAUCAUCACCACCGGUCUGCGCGUUCAACAGCAAGGAUUCAAUCGUUCUCGCAGCCAGCGGCAUGUUGCCGUCACCACGCAGAAUGGUUACUCUUCGAGAGACGCAAGCAGCAGUCAGGAUGAAUACGAGGAGAGUGAGAGCGAGUCAGACCGUGUCCUCAGUAGCUCCAACGAAGAAAUCAACCGGAAGCCACCGUCGCUCCAACAGAAUCGACCUUCCCCAUCGACGUUGGAUGCUGCCUCGAGUGAUGACGAUGAUAACUCAACGGCCCUGGGAACGCGGAUUAGCACUUCCCGAUUCGUGCCUCAGCCCAACGUCUUUUCCCACCCGCCUGCGUCCCGGAACCCUUCUUGGACUAGGGCUAUGGAUACCCGCCGUCCUGAGCCUAGCGAGGCAUCCAACUCCAGCCGUCGCACGGCGAUCCGCAUGAACUCUCAAGCAAGCGUUCGGUCUAACCGCUCAGCGCGGCAGAACCAGCAACACAGCCCGUUUAACAUGCUCUCACCAUCUCAUCAGGCUGACCACGAUGCUGCUCUCCGUGCCAGUCUUUCCACCUUGCUCUCUUGUGCGGCAGCAGCACGGGGUCUGCCCAAGUCUGAACCCCAACAGUUGUCAACCGAUCCCCCCAGACAGCAAGCGUCUUCCUUCCGGUUGGUGCCAGAAUCAGCAAUGGACAGCGGCGAUGAGGAAGUCUCCCCAGCUGCUGCAGAGAGAAAUACAGCUGGACCUGUCCCAAGGAAGCAUCCCAUUUCUGGGCCUCCAUAUCCCUCCGAGGCUGCUCCUGCUCCUAGAAAGCGUCGAUCGAGCUCACCCAGGGGUGCUGGAAACCAGGCAGCAUCUAGGAAGAGCCGUCGGUCUAUACUCAACGAGUCUUUGUCUGUGAACAGUCCCACGGUCAUGACAUGGGUCGUGAGUGCGGGUGUUGUCGUCCUCUUCUCCGCCAUCAGCUUUUCGGCCGGGUAUAUGCUUGGUCGCGAGGUAGGACGAAUGGAGAUGGGUCCGGGUAUGGCUGGGGAUGGGAGCGGCACCGCCUCUGCCACCUGUGGCCAGCAAGCAGUGAAGGGAGGUCUGAAGAGAUUUCGAUGGGGCUCUUCUGCUACCGGAUCAGGUAUUCUUGCCUAAGUGACGCCCUUUGAGCCUUGUGAGUGGUUUAUGGUUACGGGAUUGACAUGGCAUGGUGAUGAGCUCUCUUUCAUUCAACGUCGUCAUGGAUCAUGCCUAGGCUACUGGGGUGGAAACGGGUUGAAUUCGGUUUUUAUAGUUUGCCAGCGUCAAAUGUUUUCCUGUUAUGCAGCGGGAUCGGAUUGGGUAUUCUACGUUUUGUUUAAUUUGGGAUGGACGACCUGCAAAAUUGGUUCCACGGUCUUACGGUUUUAUAUGGAGGGUUGUUCUGGAGUUUGGGUUUGUUGUCAUUUAUACCCUGAUAGCCCUGAUAGUAAUUGAUAAUUCUAUUGUUCUAGUGCAAUUUGCUUAGUAGUCUUUUACAAGGGGGAUUAAGGUAUAAUCUAUAAUACAG